Molecule: messenger RNA, 651 nt
Organism: Penicillium crustosum
Lineage: Eukaryota; Fungi; Ascomycota; Eurotiomycetes; Eurotiales; Aspergillaceae
Exons: 3
Coding region: 1-651 (216 amino acids)
Source: RefSeq, a predicted model, not a curated record
AUGACGUCUGAACUGACUGAUUCAACACCCACCCACCCGAUGGAUUCAGGAUCCCAAACUAUGCAUAACCCCGCCAAGAUCCCCGGACAGGCGCCGGAGCCCGGUGACGCCGACGCCAAGUCAAGAGCUCAGCCUACCCAGGUCCGUUUUUCCUCCAUCACGGAGGAGAUUGAACCAGGCCAAUCCGAAUUGUCCCCCGUACCAGAGCAACCGCAACAAUCUCUGUUAGACGAGCAAAAGCUACCUACGGACGAGGAACAAUUACGGUCGCUGGCCAUGAGUAUGCAGGGCGCACAGCUUCAGGAGUCGCGCCUGCGCAACUUCUCUUUUGACCCAAUGUCUCUUCCUUCCUCCAGGGUUGGCUCUCGAGAGUCGAGUGAUCGUAGCGGCCAUGUCACCGGUGCAUUUGCCUCCCCCGCAUGCGUCUCCUCCAGUCUCUGCUGUACAGUCACCUCCUCUUACCCCAGCUGCAACCCAUUCUCGCGAAGGCAGAAUCAGCGACAGCGCCUCCCUGAAAGCUACCAGCCGACCCCAUCUAGACACCAAUUUCACCCCGGAAGCCUCGCCGCCAGUCGGUUCGACCGACAAGAAUGGCACUCCUCGACCCGCCUCAUCCUCUCGACCCCUGUCUACCGAUCACCUGCCCACUAG